Scatophagus argus is the source of this 8448-nucleotide messenger RNA. Its product is annotated as multidrug resistance-associated protein 1-like. Lineage: Eukaryota; Metazoa; Chordata; Actinopteri; Scatophagidae. The transcript has 35 exons. Gene Ontology annotation, biological process: transmembrane transport. Gene Ontology annotation, cellular component: membrane. The coding region runs from base 3892 to 8415 and encodes 1507 amino acids. Gene Ontology annotation, molecular function: ABC-type transporter activity; ATP binding; ATP hydrolysis activity. The record is from RefSeq and is a predicted model, not a curated record.
UUCACUCAUCUCACUCUUUGCCAGAAUGUCCUCACUCUCGUGCCUGACUCUCCAACACUUAUUCCCGGACUGCUUACUUGGUUUCAACCUGUCUUGCUUUCGACCUUUGCUUCUCGUCUCUACCCCGGUAAAUCCAUCAGCCUUCUGGCCCCGACUACGAAUAUCGCCUCCUUUCCUCGUCCGCCUGUGGCUGGUUGGUACUCAGUCGGUUCCUGCUCAGCUUCACCUCGCCAGCUCGCCUCCUCUGGUGCCGUCAGCUCCAUCGACUCCGUCUCAAGGUCCGGAUCCAAACUCAACCCUCAUCUGAACCACUUCCCAGAAAAGCUUCCCUCAGCAGGGGAGGGGCUGAGGAGGACGCCUCCAUGGCAACAGAGCAACAAAGCAUCAAAAGAGAGAGAGAGUUGUGGGGUGAAAAGAAGAAGAAAAAGAAGAAUAAGGAAGAGAAGAGGAAGUUGUGAGAAUAAAGUGGAUCUGCAGCAGCAGGUGAGGACGAAACACAGCUGGUUACAUUUCCCAUGAUGCACAGUUACUCUUUAGUGUUCAGUUGAAUGAUCAUGUGAUUAAAUAGGCAUGUGUCAUGUCUUUCCCAUUUUCAUAUUUUCAGGUUGUUUUUCUGAAGUGAGGGAAGCUGUGUACUUAUAACGUCCUGUACUGACUUUAUAACUGUACUGACUUUUUGUCAGCUAUACAACCAUCAACCAUCUAUCCGUCUUCUACACCUGCUUUAUCCAUCAGGUCAUGGGCAACCUAUUCCAGCUGACUAUGAGCGAAAGGUGGACUGGUCCACAACUGGUCGCUGGCAAAGACAGAUGGUUGUCUGCCACGCACACACACACACACACACACACACACACAGACAUUCACACCUCGGGGCAAAGUAGAGCAGCCAGUUAACCUAAUGUGCAUGUUUUUGGUAUUGUGGGAGGAAUCCGGAGAAAACCCAUGCAGGCCGAGGGAGAACAUGCAAACUCCACACAGACUGGGAUUUGAACCUGGAACCCUCUGGCUGGGAGACUGGCUGGUGCUGAAUGAUCAAUUCAGGCUCUCUCAAUAAAUCUGUUGCUAGUCAAGUCAAGCUAACUGUUUUUUCACUGUCAUUUCUGCUCUAUACUGCAGUACACUGAACAGUGAAACGAGACAGCAUUCCUUUAGGGACCAAGUGCUACGGUGCUAAAGAAGAUCCACCUGAAGGUUCCUGAUACUUUCAUGUGGUAGAUUUUGGUUUCAUCUAGACAAUUGACUCAAAAACUGUCCUUUAAAGUGUUUUUAUUUUUUAGCAGAAUUUCAGCUGACUUUUUUCACUAACUUCUUUUCUCUUAAGUAACUAUGACGUGUUUCUGCUGUGUCCAAGAAGAGUUUUAUGUAGAUAUCCUCCUAUUGGAUGAGAAAAAUCACACUAACAGCCGAGAGAGGCAUCAAGUACUGGCUGGAUCCUUCAAAAACUCUGUCACAACAUUGAGACCUCAGCAUCAGUUUUACCUGCAGGUUCGUCAGGACAUCCGUCGAUGCUGGCCCCCCCAUACCUCAAACCUCAAAUCUCUGCUCUGAUGCUGCAUGGUGAAGAAACCCUUUAAUGUGAAUCAUGUGCAAUAUUAAUAGGCAACAAUAACGCUAUAAGCUGUUGAGAUAAAAUGUACAUGUUCUUUAUACUCUUAAAGAACAAAUUUUCUGUUUUUACAUAACAUUAGAAAACAUGGUGUUAGUCCAUUAUUUGUAAGAUGAAAUGUAAAGUUUAUAUCACAAACAAUUUAUAAUUUAAACAUUUAAAACAAUAUUACCAAUAUUAAAAAUAUCUUGAAUUUAAACUAAAUUAAACUAGCACUGAAAAUGUUAUAUUCAAUCAAUUUUAUACUAAAGCAAACAUAACAAACAUUGUAGUGACAGUUAUUUUAUUGAUAUUUAUCUUUGUCACUUUUUAUUUCCCAUCCAGCAGAUCAAGACAACCACAGUGAUGUGCAGCAGUUUGACUCAGAGGAAAAUCAGGAAGUAGAUCUACAAAUCUGAUCUUCAAAUCUACAAAACACUUUUAGAUUUUAAAUAUAAAAUGAUCUCAAGAAACCAGGAUGAAAGACAAUCUAUGAAAUGAUGAAGAUCAGAAAUACUGUUUAUUGCUGGUUAAAGUGUAGCAAAUUCUUAGGGCAUCUUGCAACAACAGACGGUUCGCCUCUUGCUGGGGCCAUAUUAUCUUUAUAUUUAAGAUGAAUUACAGUUUUCACUUUGUUCCUUGUGAUGUCUUGUGUUAUGAUGCCACGCCCCUCACCCUCCUCUCCUGAGAACGGCUACGUGCAGGUAUCUAGUGCGUCAAUCAGUGACACCUGGGAGACGCUGGUCAGACAGGGAAGUGGAACAGUUUUUUGAUUGCAAAGGCAGACUGUGGAGAGUGAUUUUGUGUUUACCGUUUUUUUCCAUAGAAAUAAACCAAAAGGGUUUGUAAUUUCAGUUUAUAAAUCUUUAAGUUAAUUCAUGGACCCGCAGCUGCCUUUUGUUUUUUGUUGACCAGCUCAGAGGCGGCUCUCAUUCAGAGGCCGCAACAUUAAGUCAAAAAACUCCGCUACAACAACGACGCCACACAAUGAACACCGAGAGGAUCGGGACCGCUUGGUCUCUGGGGAGCCAAUAAAAAUGUGUUGUUCUUCAAGGGGCCGGCCAUCGUUGGUGGCCAUCGGCUACAGACCUCCAGUAGACUGACAUUGAUCACUGACAGGAUGAAGUCCAGCAGGGUCCUGUAGAGUCCGCAGUCUGCUCCACCAACUACCUGGCUGUGUGUGUGUGCAUAUGUGGAAGAUGCACACACACACACACACACAGAUUGUAUCCUACUGGUGUUGAAUAGUGUUGAGUUGGUCACAGUGGAUUCAACACACGCACUCGAUGUCUAUGUUGGUGCUCUGUUUUUAUAUUUCAGAUGCUAGAACCCCUAGCUGAUAUGUUAGAUAUUAUUUUUAUGUGUCCUAACAUUAUGAAAUGAUGGUGAAUAUUAUUUUAGACCAAGGUCUGGGUAAAUACUUGAUUUUGAUUACCUGCAGAAUGUCCAUUAAUCCUUGGUAAUCGACACCUUGUUGGACAUUAUCCCUUGCAUAUUUUCAAUAUUGAUUAUUGUUUGUUUCUGAUAUUUAUUUUCUAAAUAAAUACACACAAAUAUGGACACUGUACUAAAACUGUUGAUGUGACUAGAAAAAGCCAUGUGUAUUUAAAUUCUAAUUUAAAUGUUUGGGUUAGGGUAACAAUUUAUAUCAAAACCUAAAAUCAGCAUUGAAACCUCAACAAAUAAUAAUAAUGAUAGGAAAGAGCGUGAACUAUUUUUUUCUCAGUAAACAUGGGCAUUCAUUGAUAAAUCUUUUGAAAAUAAAAUUGACGUUAAUGGUUCCUACUCUUUUGGUUCCUAAACAUUGGAAGUCCACAAAUCUCCCUGAAGUCAACGAACUCCGAAGGAGUCCCAGGAAAUAGGACUCACAGGCUUGUGUUGAAUUUAGAGACACAGUAUAAUUCCUGAAGCUUUUGCAUCUGAUUUUGAAGCAAGUGAAUGAAAAAUAUGCUGAAUUAUAUUUACAUUUCCAUGAAUGAAAGUUAGAAGUUCAAUGAAAACGUCAAACAAAAUUACUGUUGCAAGCUUUUUCUUUUUCUUGUCAGGUCAAGACAAGAUGUGAUGGAGUGCCAGUAAAGUUUAAAUGAAUAUGAAUGUGUGCGUGUGUGUGUGUGUGUGUGAUUGUGAGGGAGGGAGUGUCAUCUUACAACAGUGUUUGUAUCUGACAAGAACUCUGAGCAGAAGCAGAAAGUCCAGUACAUUUACAUAAGAAAAGAAAAAGAAGGAAGUAGAAGAAGAAACUGAAGGAUAACACAGUAGAAAAAGAAACAAAGAAAGAAGACGGUGGAUUUGGAAGAGUUGUAUAAAUGGAAGAUGUGUGCAGUAUUAGUGGUUUGGAUCCUCUGUGGGACUGGAACCUGACCUGGUACACCUCCCGGCCAGACCUGACCCAGUGUUUCCAGCACACUGUUCUGGUGUGGUUCCCAUGUGUUUACCUGUGGGCUUGUUCUCCUCUUUACCUGCUGUACCUACAGCUACGUUCAAAACGCGGUGUCAUCCCACUAUCAAAGCUCUGCUGCAGCAAGACGCUGCUGGGUCUCAGUCUGGCUUCAUUUAGUCUUCUGGAGAUAUUUUACUUCCUGGUGAAGAAUGAAGAGAUCCAGAGCCACGUAUUGAUCCUGAUGGGUCCACUGAUCCGGAGCCUCACUCUGGUUCUUGCUGUUGUUAUAAUGCAGGUAGAGAGGAUGAAGGGCAGUCGUUCAUCCUUCCUCCUCUUCUUGUUCUGGGCUCUUCUGGUUCUUUGCUCCCUUGUUCCUCUGAAGGGUGACAUUGAGCAGAUUAUUGAUCAGGGUUUUUCUUCAGAUGCUGUUCGGUUUGUGGUUUUCUUCAUCUGUUUUUCCCUCCAACUCAUUGAGCUCAUCCUCAGCUGCUUUUCUGAUGGCAGACCACUCUCUGAAAAACACACCUAUGUUCAGAACCAGUGUCCAGAAGAAGAUGCUUCAUUUCUCUCCAAGUUUUUUUUCUUCUGGUUCAGCAGUUUGGUGGUUCGAGGUUACCGGUGCCCCCUACAGGCUGCACACCUGUGGCCUCUGCGGGACCAGGACUCAUCAAACCGGAUCAUGAUGGAUUUGGAGAAGUUCUGGAACAGCAAACAGCUAUGGAAGGAGGCUGCUGUUUCUGGACUUGCCUCAUCCUGGUCUGGUGAUUCUGCCAUGCCAACAGAAAAAACACAGUUGCUUAGGAAGAACAGGAAGAGGCAGGGCUAUGACCUAUUCCUCCUGUGUUCUCUAGGGCGAAGCUUUGGGCUUUACUUCCUGCGUGGGACACUGUGUCUCCUCCUGCACGAUACCUUCAUGUUUGCAGUGCCGCAGGUACUCAGCUUGCUGCUGGGCUUCAUGCGGGACAAAAAUGCUGAGAUGUGGAAAGGUUUCCUGUUUGCUUCACUGCUUUUCUUGCUGUCCUGCCUGCAGUCUCUCCUCUAUCAUCACUACAUGUUUCAUUGUUUCUCUGUGGGAAUGAGACUGAAGACUGCCGUCAUGGGCCUCGUCUACAGGAAGUGUCUGCUGAUCAGUAGUGCAGCUCGACGACGGUGUACUUUGGGAGAAACCAUUAAUCUGGUUUCAGCUGACACUCAGAAGCUGAUGGACUUUGUGGUUUAUUUCAACAGUAUUUGGGUCACUCCCAUCGAAAUCGCACUCUGCUUCUACUUCCUGUGGCAGCUCCUUGGUCUGUCUGCUCUUGCUGGUAUCAUUGCUGUUGUUUUAAUCUUCCCCCUGAAUGGAUUCAUUGCUAAACUGAGAAGCAAACUACAGGAGAUUCAGAUGAAGUUCAUGGACAAUCGAAUAAAAUUGAUGAAUGAGAUCCUGAGUGGUAUGAAGAUCCUCAAAUUUUAUGCCUGGGAGGAAGCUUUUCUGCAACGUGUUGCUAUCUUGAGAGAUGGUGAACUCAACGCCCUGAAGAAAUCUCAGAUUCUCUACUCCAUCUCUCUGGCUUCCUUCAACUCCUCCUCCUUCCUGAUUGCCCUCUCAGUGUUUGGCGUUUACGUGUUGAUUGAUGAGCAAAACAAUCUGGAUGCUCAGAAAAUCUUUGUUUCUGUCGCUCUUAUCAACAUCCUGAAAUCUCCUCUGAGUCAGCUUCCCUUCGCCAUGAGCACCACAAUGCAGGCCGUCAUCUCACUCAGACGUCUGGGAGAGUUCCUGUACCAAGAUGAACUGAAGCCUGAUAACAUCGAGAGACUCCCCCAUUGCACAAAUGGAGAUGCUGUAGUAAUUGAGGGUGGGUGUUUCUCCUGGGCCAACAGUGGGCCGUCAUGUCUGCAGAGGAUCAAUAUGAAGGUACAGACAGGCUCCCUGGUGGCUGUGGUUGGCCAUGUUGGCUCAGGGAAGUCAUCUCUCUUGUCGGCCAUGUUGGGAGAGAUGGAGAGGAGGAGUGGCUUCAUCUCCAUCAAGGGUUCAGUGGCCUAUGUACCUCAGCAGGCCUGGAUUCAGAACAUGUCUCUGAAAGACAACAUUUUGUUUGGUGGGGAGAGGAAAGAGAGCUGGUACCAUCGUGUCGUGGAGGCCUGUGCUCUGCUGCCGGACCUGGACAUCCUGCCUGCUGGAGACAGAACUGAGAUUGGGGAGAAGGGUCUGAACCUGUCUGGGGGUCAGAAGCAGAGGGUCAGCCUGGCUCGUGCUGUCUACAGGAGGUCAGAUGUUUACCUGCUGGAUGAUCCACUGUCAGCUGUUGAUGCUCAUGUGGGACAACACAUCUUUGAUGGAGUCAUUGGACCCAGAGGACUCCUCAAAGACAAAACCCGUGUGCUGGUAACUCACGGGCUCAGCUUCCUGUCCAAAUCAGACCUGGUUGUGGUGAUGGAGGAUGGUCAGAUCUCUGAGAUGGGUUCCUACAUGGAGUUAAUGGACAGGCAGGGAGCCUUUGCCAAAUUCAUCCACACCUUCAAUAGAAACCAGAACAAAGAGGACUACAUUCCCAGAGACAAGAGCAGCAGGAGGUCGUUGUCUCGCCUUAGUAUGACUGAUUUCUCCAUUGAUCUGUCUCAGGAGCAGCUGAUCAGCUGCGACAUGAGCAAUUCCAGUGUUCAGAUGAUGGAGGCUGUUGCUCAGGACUUGGACACUGAGGACGCUGGGAAAUUUACAGAGGCAGACAAAGCUCAUACAGGGAGGGUGAAGCUGAGGAUGUAUAGCGAAUACUUCAGGACCAUUGGCGUGACCUUCAUCAUGACCAUCAUCUUCCUCUGUGCCUUCCAGCAGGCAGCCUCGUUGGCUUACAACUAUUGGCUGAGCCUCUGGGCUGAUGAGCCACGUGUCAAUGGCACACAAAUCAAACACGAGCUGAAACUAAGUGUCUUUGGAGCUCUUGGCUUUACUCAGGGAAUAUCCAUGUUUGGGACGACACUUGCCAUUGCUUUGAGUGGUAUCGUAGCAUCGCGUCACCUUCAUGCUGAUCUUCUCCAUAGUGUCCUGCACUCACCCAUGUCCUUUUUUGAAGUGACGCCCAGCGGAAACCUCCUGAAUCGCUUCUCUAAAGAGAUUGAUGCCAUUGACUGCAUGAUUCCUGAUGGGCUGAAGAUGAUGCUUGGGUACUUGUUCAAGCUGCUGGAGGUGUGCAUCAUUUUGUUGUUGGCUACACCCCUCACAGGGCUUGUUCUCCUUCCCCUUAUCUGUGUGUACAUCUUAAUACAGAGUUUCUAUGUAGCGUCAUCCUGUCAGCUGCGGCGACUGGAGGCAGUCAGUCGCUCACCAAUCUACAGUCACUUCAAUGAGACGGUACAGGGGGCCAGUGUCAUCAGAGCCUUCAGCGAACAACGGCGCUUUGUCCUGCAGGCUGAUAGCCGCAUUGACAACAACCAGAAAGCGUAUUUCCCUCGCUUUGUUGCCACCAGGUGGCUGGCGGUGAAUCUGGAGUUUUUGGGGAAUCUGCUGGUUUUGGCUGCAGCCAUCCUGUCAGUCCGAGGUCGGAAUGAACUCAGCCCAGGCAUUGUGGGACUGGCAGUGUCCCAUUCUCUCCAGGUGACAGGGAUCCUUAGCUGGAUUGUUCGAUCCUGGACUGAUGUUGAGAACAACAUUGUAUCAGUGGAGAGGGUCAAAGAAUAUGACAACACACCCAAAGAGGCAGCGUGGACCCUUCAGGGCAGUUCAGUGCCAGCAGCCUGGCCAACCACAGGAAACGUUGAGUUUGAAGACUUUGGACUCCAAUACCGUAAAGGUUUGGACUGGGCCUUAUACAACAUCUCUAUGAAUAUCCAGGACAGAGAAAAGGUGGGGAUUGUUGGAAGGACGGGUGCUGGGAAGUCAUCUCUGGCUUUAGGAAUUUUCCGGAUUUUGGAGGCAGCAAAAGGACGAAUAUGUAUUGAUGGAAUCGACAUUGCUCAUAUAGGCCUUCAUGAUCUUCGUUCCAGAAUCACUAUCAUUCCACAGGACCCGGUGCUGUUUUCCGGUACUCUGAGGAUGAACUUGGACCCCUCUGAUACCUGUUCAGAUGAGGAUUUGUGGAAAGCUCUGGAACUGGCUCACCUCAGCAACUUUGUAUCUGCGUUGCCACAAAAACUGAGCCAUUACUGCAGUGAAGGAGGAGAGAACCUCAGUCUUGGUCAGAGGCAGCUGCUGUGUUUGGCCAGAGCUCUCUUGAGGAAGACGAGGAUACUAGUUUUGGAUGAAGCCACAGCAGCUGUGGACCUGAAGACAGACCAGCUGAUCCAGUCCACCAUUCGUACUCAGUUUAAUGACUGCACAGUCUUAACCAUUGCUCACCGCCUCAACACCAUCAUGGACUAUACAAGGGUUGUAGUGAUGGAUAAAGGGUCCAUUGCAGAGAUGGAUUCUCCUUCUCAGCUCAUCCAUCUGCGCGGUCUUUUCUAUCAGAUGUGUCUUGAGGCUGGAUUGGUCUGACAUAUUGUUAGAAGAAGUUUUGACAUUGGACAG